AUGGAGAUACUCGACAAAAUGUAUACAUUAAUCCCGACGCGUGGGCUAAAAUGUGACGGAUGCAAUCUUGGUAAAAACUACCAUAGUGAUGGUUAUCGUUGCUUUCAUUCUGGACUCUUCUUUCAUAAAGAGUGUGCCAAUUCCGAUCUAGAGAUUAGCAACCAGUAUCAUCCCCAACAUUCUUUAUACUUCAAAGCGGUUCCAAAAAAUGAAGGCGUCUAUGGCGAAUGCAAGAUUUGUAGAGGUAACUUGCCAAAAUUGUACUACUAUUGUUCAAUAUGUGAUUUUUCCAUCGAUUUGAUAUGCGCAAAAAAGGAAGUUAUCAUAACAAUUGAGGAUGUAAAGACUCACGAACAUUGUUUAACCCUUGUCCCAAAGAUGGUUAUGUUUACUUGUCAUAUAUGUGGACUGCUUGAUGAUCGGUUCCCUUAUGCAUGUGAGUUAUGCAAAUUGAGUUUUCACAGAGAUUGUGCAGAAUCAAUAGCAGAGGUCAACUAUUCUUGUCAUCCUAAACAUAUUCUUAAGCGCCUCACACAUGUUUCCAGUUACACUAAUGAAAAAUGUUGUUUGUGUAGAACUAACCUUAAUAACCUUUUUUAUCACUGUUACGUUUGCAAUUUUAGUGUGGAUAUCAAUUGUGCAAAGAAUCCACCACCUUUCACUCUUGUCCAUCCUAAGGCUCAUGAGCAUUCACUCACUCUUAUGCCGCAACGAAAAUUUCUUUGUAAUGCUUGUGGAAUAGAGGACGACCCAAAUCCGUAUGUAUGUCUUCCAUGCAAUUUUAUGAUCCAUAAAAAUUGUAUUGAUAUGCCACGCGUCAUAAAGAUCAAUCGUCAUAAUCACCGUAUUUAUUACAAAAGCUUCCUAGAUAUGGGAGAUUGGAAAUGUGGAGUGUGUCAUAAAAAGAUGACAUGGACAUUUGGGGCUUAUUCUUGUUCAAAAUGUCCAGAUCUUGCUUUUCAUUUGAGAUGUGCCACAAAGUUCGGAAUUUGGGAUGGAAUUGAACUUGAAGAUAUAUCAGAAAAUAGUUCAGAGGUUAAAUCAUAUGAGAUGAUUGAGGAAGGAGUAAUAACACAUUUCAGUCACACCGAUCAUACUUUAAAGCUCAAAGAAAAGAGUGAGGCAAAUGAUAAAUACAUGUGGUGUAAAGCAUGCUUUUAUCCCAUAUUUCUUAAUCCAUUCUACAUUUGCACAAAAUGUGAUGAUUUCAUCCUUCAUAAAAAAUGUGCGUUUCUCCCCCAGAAAAAGAUAGAUUCUUUCUACAAGAUGUCGAUUACUCUAAUCACAAGACCUGAUUGGAAUGACCGAAUAUAUGUUUGCAGUGCUUGUCAAUACAUUUUUCAAGGUUUUCAUUAUAAGAGUGAUGAUGGUAAUAUUAUUCUCGAUGUGCGAUGUGGUUCAAUUUCAGAUUCGUUUGCUCAUGAGAGUCAUCCACUUCAUUCGUUAUACAUAAACUACUCAACAGAAGAAAAAAUUUGUAACGCUUGUGGAGAUAAGACAACUAUGGUUUUAAGUUGCGAAGACUGUGGAUAUUAUUUAGAUAUUAAAUGUUCUAUUUUGCCAAAAAUGGUCAAACACAAAAAUGACAUAGAUCAUUUUCUAUUUUUAUGCUAUGGAGAAAAAACACGUGAACAAUAUUGGUGCGAGAUAUGCGAGGAAGAACUAGAUUCAGAGCAAUGGUUUUAUUUAUGUGAACAUUGUGGCCUCACUUUUCAUAUAAAAUGUACACUAGGAGAUUUUAUAUGGAUGAAACCAAAAACUGAGGAUGAUUCAUCCCGAGUUUAUGUUAUUCCUAACAAUCGUAUAACUCGACCAAUUUGUUACGUUUGUCAUUCUCGCUGUCAAUUCUCAUCCGUCCUGUCUUUUUUAGAAGAAAUAUUUUGUUCAGUAAGAUGCAUCAAAAAGAAGUUUAUGGAAGAGUCUGCGAUUGAGCUUGAUAAUGAUUAAUCUGAACAAUGUUUGUAACAAAC
This is a messenger RNA of Capsella rubella, 1970 nucleotides long. RefSeq lists its product as uncharacterized. The transcript has a single exon. The record is from RefSeq and is a predicted model, not a curated record. Lineage: Eukaryota; Viridiplantae; Streptophyta; Magnoliopsida; Brassicales; Brassicaceae. Bases 1 to 1947 code for a protein of 648 amino acids.